This is a messenger RNA of Exophiala aquamarina CBS 119918, 735 nucleotides long. RefSeq lists its product as uncharacterized. Bases 1 to 735 code for a protein of 244 amino acids. Gene Ontology annotation, molecular function: O-methyltransferase activity. The transcript has 2 exons. NCBI's taxonomy places the organism in Eukaryota, Fungi, Ascomycota, Eurotiomycetes, Chaetothyriales, Herpotrichiellaceae. The record is from RefSeq and is a predicted model, not a curated record.
AUGCCGGGCCCAUCACCGGUUGAAGCAGCACCGCACAUUCUUUCGCUCCUGAGCAAACUGCACGCUGAGUCUCUGAAGCAGGAAGCUGCAAUAUCCAAAACCGGCAAGGUGUUCUCUUCCAAUGUCCUAGACUACCUCGAAGAGCAAUCCGCCAGCGGGGGUCCGCGCAUGCAGUUCGACAAAUUGAUGAGCGACAAGUUCAUUGCGCUGGAUGAAGACAAAUGUCAGUUCACGUAUUCACUGAUCAACGCGAUGGGCGCGACGAACGUUGUUGAGGCUGGGACCAGCUUCGGCGUCAGCACCAUCUAUUUAGCACUGGCUACCUCCAAGACAAAGGCCGCGACGGGGAAGAACGGGGUGGUUAUUGCAACAGAGAAAGAGAAGGCAAAGGCCGCCGUGGCACGGGAGUAUUGGAGACAGUGUGGUGAAGUCGUUGAGAAAGAGAUCGACCUCAGAGAAGGCGAUCUGCUCGAGACGCUGAAAGUCGACUUGCCAAAAGAAAUUGAUCUUCUUCUGCUCGAUAUCUGGGCGCCAUUGGCUCUCCCCACUCUCAAGACUGUACAACCUCGCCUUCGACAUGGUGCGGUAGUGCUCGCGGACAAUACAAUCUCAGGAGCUGAGGGCUAUGCGGACCUGCUCGCAUAUUUACGAGACCCGGAAAGUGGCUUCAAAAGUAUGACCCUUCCUUUCACCAAUGGAUUUGAAAUGAGUGUCUACUUGCCCGCGAGGCUGUAG